This is a messenger RNA of Cottoperca gobio, 2294 nucleotides long. RefSeq names its product small nuclear RNA activating complex, polypeptide 2 (gene snapc2). Gene Ontology annotation, biological process: snRNA transcription. Gene Ontology annotation, molecular function: RNA polymerase II general transcription initiation factor activity. The transcript is spliced from 6 exons. The record is from RefSeq and is a predicted model, not a curated record. Bases 531 to 2138 code for a protein of 535 amino acids. NCBI's taxonomy places the organism in Eukaryota, Metazoa, Chordata, Actinopteri, Perciformes, Bovichtidae. Gene Ontology annotation, cellular component: nuclear body.
AGUUCACCGUUUUUGCACGUUUUAUAGGCUACAUAUUUAAAAAAAGGAAAUUAUAUUAGUUGUGUGUGUAUGUGCGUGCAUGCGCGUGUGUGGGUUUGUUGAUUACAUGUUCUAACGUGGAAAUUAUGGAGCCAAUAAAUCCAUUACACAAAAACACAAAAUUCAAAGGGGCAUUUAACAAAUAUAUUUGAACACUAUGUUACUUUAUUGUUGUUGUUGUUGUUGUUGUUGUUGUUGCUGUUGUUAGGUAAAGGUUGUUUAUGAAUCGUUAAGAAUUUGCGCGAUAACGCUUUUACUCUGAAAAUAUUGCAUCGGAAGACGUAUUGUUGUCGUUACAGCAGGCAGGAUGUGGCUGUAUAGUCUGUGCGAGAAGGCAGUAAAAGAUUUUAAAUUCAAUUUAAGGUUCAAAUGAACGUUUUUAUCCAGUAAGCAACAGACUCAGCUUCCCGAGUUGCACGAGACAAACCAGCCAGAGUUUGUCUCGUGUGUUUUUUGUGUCAGUUUAGUUUACAUCAGCGAAGUGAGUAGAGAUGAAGCCUCCUCCUCGUAAACGAAUUAAAUCACGUCGGAACCAGACUCUUGAACCAUUAACAACUUCAUGUAAAGUGUCCUGUCAAUGGCAGCGGACAGAACAGAAGAAUCUCUUGAAAGCCCUUAAAACACUCAGCAGCACCACACGAGGCAACGGAGACAUUGACUGUGCUUUUCUGAGAGAACACGUUCCUACUCGGUCCAUUUCAGAGAUCAACACAGUCGUGGAAUUUCUGAAGAACAAAGUGAUCUCAUCGGCGAGCUUCAAACUGAAGCAUAAGAAAUGGGAGGAGAAGAAGGUCAGAAAACCCAUCGAGGUGUGGACACACAUAGCUUCUGCUAUGGCAGGAACCCUCGAAGAACCCAUUUCCAAUGCUUUCUCUCAGAUGAUGAUAGUGUCCUCCACGGAGCCUUGCACCCUGAAGAACUGUGACCCUCCCCAGGUGUACAGACCACCCACAGACAAUGACGGGCCUGUUGGACGCACUGUCCCUUUGAGACCAAUGCCAGUCAAAGUUGAGCAUCCUGGCAACAACACAGCCCGUCCUAUAGCACUCAAUAAUCCAGCGGCAGCCAUGAGCCCAUCCGAAAGACUCCCAGCAUCACCCCAUGUGGUUAGCGUGCCUAACAGCCCUAACUCUCCACCCCAGCAACAGCUUUCUACUACAGCUGGAACUUCACCUGCUACCGCCCCCACCUCUCAGUCUACUGCCACCUGCUGUCAACCGGAUGCAGCAGAAAUACUUGUUGUGCCUUCUACAUCUCCACAACCUGCCUCGCAGACUGUGACCCCACUUACAGGACAAGUCCCGCCCGCUUCGGGCUCUGCAGCAGCGGUGAAGACUCCGAGUGUUGGCAGCCCUCUAAUCCGGAAUACCCAGCAGAGCAACACCCUACUACCAUCAGAGCAACACCCUACUACCAUCUCCACCACCUCUACAUCAAAGUCCACUUCAUCCGGUCCUCAUACAUCCCUCUCCUCCUCUGCCACCACUCCAGUACCCGGCACUGAAGCGUCCUCUGGUGUCCCUCCAACGCACCCACUCUCCACCCCUGCCACGGCAUGUCAUGCCAAGUUUGGUCGCACCAACAAAUACGCCACAAAAGACAGUCCGAGGACGUUCGGUGUCAAGAGCGUAGUGGACUUUGAGAGGAUCUAUCGCUACCUGAGUGUCAUCCACCAGCCGGAUAAAAAGUGUCAUCUCACCGAAAUGGAGAGUGCGAUAGUGUUGGACCUGUUGAUGUCUCUCCCAGAGGAGCUUCUCCUGCUCGACUGCAACAAACUGAACAAACAUCUGACCCAGAUGUAUCGAUUUCUCUCAACCACCUCUGGCUACCCGAUGGCAGAAGAAACGUUUAAAGACCUGAAGGAUGGACUCUUUGCUCAGACAGAGGCAGCGAGCAGUCGAGACAGCAACAGAACAAACGGCCCGCAGAACAGUGAUGUCACGGACAGUGGAAGGAAGAAAGCGCAGCCAGAAGAAGCUGAGAGCCAAUCAUCAGAGAGCAAUAACGCAUCAGGUCAAUCACAGGAUGCAGGCGUGACGGGACUUUGUCCCCCCCUCAACCCUUUUAUGGUACCACUGAAACUGUUGAUGCGCAAAUAGGUAGAGUUCAAAGUGUAUAAAACAAAUGUUUUUUAUUUUUUGAUCAUUUUCUUAUUUAGAAUUCAGAAUUAAUUCUGUUUCAGUUUUUAUAUAGGCUACUGCUUUUGUUAAGACAACAUUAAACAGUGAUUCUCUCUCUCUAUAAUAUAUAUAUAU